Bactrocera oleae (olive fruit fly) is the source of this 2301-nucleotide messenger RNA. RefSeq lists its product as uncharacterized. Gene Ontology annotation, cellular component: membrane. The record is from RefSeq and is a predicted model, not a curated record. Gene Ontology annotation, biological process: transmembrane transport. Lineage: Eukaryota; Metazoa; Arthropoda; Insecta; Diptera; Tephritidae. Gene Ontology annotation, molecular function: transmembrane transporter activity.
UACGCAGCUGGCAGUUCAGUUAUAAAUUGGCAGUCGGUGACUGCGGCAACGAUAACGGUAACUACAAUUCAAGUGACAUUUCGUUUAGUUAAAAUCUAAUAAGUGCGUGAAUUGCUUGAAAUUAAGUUAUACAUUAAUUAAUUAUUAUAUUAAGAAUAAGUGAAAAAGAAGUGCCGUGAUAGAAAUGUCGCCACAGAACAGUUUAAGAGAUACAAAAUUACCCAUUGAAUCGGAUUCCCAUGAAAACUCUUCGCCUAAUGUUGAAAGUAUCGAAAACAACCCAAGUGCGCGAAAUGCCAAGAAAAGUGGUGCGCUUAAAGCUUCGCAGGACACACAACUCCUGCAGCAUGACUACGACACUGUGCUUGAUAUGAUAGGAUAUGGCCGCACGCAAUGGGUACUGCUGAUCACCUGCGGCUUGCUCUUGAUGAUGGUCAUUAACGAGACAAUGGGCAUGAGUAUCAUAACGAUGGCCUCUCAGUGCGAUUUCACUACGACAUCGGUCGAUAAGGCCAUCAUGAGCGCCGCUUCAUUUGUUGGAAUAGCGCUGUUUUCAUACGUUUGGGGCUAUCUAAGUGAUACCAUAGGACGUCGGCAAAUAUUGCUCUAUGCAACUUAUGGCGGAUGUUUGUGCUCGAUGAUAUCUAUGUUCAUGCCCAGCUUUUGGCUUUUCGUAUUCAUGCGCUUCGUAGUGGGCUGUUUCAUUGCCGGUCCUUCCUCCACGACAUACGCAUUGUUGGGUGAAUUUCAUGCGCGACGGCACAAUGCCCUAGCAAUGAACUAUGCUAGUUUUUUUGUAGGCGUAGGGAUGACAUAUGUGCCUGCAAUCGCUUGGUUUGUGCUGUCCAUGGAUUGGUCAAUUCAGUUGAGCGAUAGCUUUGCGUUUCGUCCGUGGCGGCUUAUGAUGAUCUUCAAUCUGUUGCCGGGUCUGAUAGCUGCCUUGAUAUUAUUAGUGAUACCAGAAAGCCCUAAGCUACUUUUAUCUUUGCACAAAGACAAAGAAGCUUUAGCAGCAGCAAAUUGGAUUUGUGAAUGCAAUACUGGCAAAAGUUUGGAGCAGUUAGGGGUUAAGAAACUAAAGCCCGAAAUAACGAUGACAGUCGAUAAGGUGCAUAUUACGAGCAAGUCGUGCUUUCAGACGGUUAAGCAUAUUUGGCAGGAGACUCGGCCCUUAGUACAUCGCCCAUACGCUCUAAAUUUUUUCAUUAGUUGUGUCGUUAUGUGUGGCCUAUUUUUCAGCUCUAGCGGUAUGGGUCUGUGGUUUCCAGAAAUUCAAAAUAGACUCAGCAUGACUACAGCUGAAAAUCAUGAAACAAUUUGUCAAAUUAUAGGUGACACAUUUCAAAAUAGAAAUGAUCUUAUAAAUACUACGAAGGUAUGCGUCGAUGAGAUCAGCGAUAAAAGCUACAUAGACUCGAUUUCUAUGGGUAUGUGUUUCGUGGUGGGCUAUAUUCUGAUAGGCGGGGUCAUAAAAAUAUUCGGGCGCAAAGCGACAAUCAUUGGAUCUUUGUUCGUCAGCACGGUAUGCUGUGUCGCGCUGUUUUGGCUGCUCAAUCCGAUUACGAUCGUCGUAUGCUUUAUUGUGUUUCUCACAAUGCCAGGCCUGUGUAUAUCUAUGCUGGGCAGUGGUGUGGUGGAACUCGUGCCCACUCAUUUGCGCGGUAAAGCGGUUUGUAUUUGCUUAUUGCUCGGCCGUACGGGCAGCGUUUUCGGUAGCAACCUCAUCGGCGUGUUGUUGGAAUCCAAUUGCCAUUUGACUUUUGGCCUUUUCACUGGCUGCGUUUUGAUUUGCAUGCUGCUUACAAUGACCCUGCCCAUUUGAGCGCGCUAAACAGUUUAAGCGAUUGCCAAUUAAAACCAGUGAUGUGGGCGUACCUGAAUACCUGUACCUCUGAUGCAUUCUGAUCUAAUAGUUUUAGGAAAUUUGUUACCUAGUCGCUCCAUAAUUUAAUGUCAUUUUGUUAUAUGCAUUGCUUAGUUGUAAGUUGUUGUAACAACAUCUAAUCGAUAACUUGUUGAAUUUAUUUUGCACAACUGCUUUUAUAUAAAUAUUUUCAACUCAACAAGCUUUUAUUGUGUGCCUUGUAGGAAAAUGUUGCCUAAAGCUGUGUUUCCAAGAUUUUUUACAAUAACUAAAUUAGAAUUACAGGUUUUCAUUUAAAACUGCAUGCCAGUAGGUAUGUACUACAUACAUACAUAUAUUUUCAUCAAUUUUAUGUACAAAUGUACUAUAUUUACAUAAGUAAUCAUUGUUGUAGUUGAAUGAGUUAGGUUUUGAUGGUAAAAUAAAAUUUUAUUGAA